CACCAUCGAGGAUGGUAACCCAUGCCAAUAUCACUAAUUCGCGCUGUCUUUGGCGGUGUAUUGUAAAACGAAUUCAGCCUUGACAGCAUUGCCAACAUUUGUCUUUCGCAAGGUAAGCGGGGACCACUUUGCACUGCCGGUUUCACCCAGAAGGUCUCAUAAAGGCCCAUGGCGCCGAAGAAAGGCGCGGCCGCCGGCAAAAACCCAUCCUCUAAGAAGCCGGCGCCAACUGUUCCUGACAGUGAACACAUUGUGUUCACUAAUAAGCCAAAUGACAAGAAGAAACGAGACAACAAAGAGCCUGAAGGACCUCCGCGGCCAGAUGCGCGCAAAGUCAUCGGCGGCGCUUCAUGGACGGGUAAACUCCCGGUAAAUCUUCUGUCAGAGCACUGCCAACGUCAAAGAUGGAACAAGCCCGACUAUCAAAGCCGCCAGGUGCCGAGUGGUAGCAAUGGAGAAAAAAUGCACCGUUCGUGGGUGGUGCUCUCAAAGACAGAUACCAAAACCCAAGAAAUCACGAGAUUACCUCCUUUUCAACUUCCUGCUUCCCACGCUCACCUUGCGGAUCAGCCCACUGCUCUUGAGGCUCGCCACUUUGCCGCGGCCUAUACGCUAUUUCGGGUGUGUAGCAUGAAGAAUCUAGCCAUGGCAUUACCGCCGACGUAUCGGGAUCUCUGGAAAGGAGAGUUUCAACGCUUAAAAGAUGAGGACGUCAAGGAAGGACGGGCAUGGAAAUAUGAGGCCGACCCCUUUGCUGCUGAAGCAAAAAGACAGGAAAUCAAGACGAGCAUGGAGAAACGACGACAGGACCACGCCAAACAGGCCCCGAAACUAGAGUCCCCAAGCCUUGUGGCUCCUGGGUCUUCCACUGGCAAUGUGAAAGGGUGGGAUAACGCACCACGGAUCGAGUUAGGUGAGAGUGUCCGCACACGUAUGGAAGCCUUUAUUCGAUCACGGAGUAUCUGGAAUCCACAUGGUGUCAAGAUGACAGAAGCAUCGAAGAGAUUGAUAUUGUCAGAUCUAACCAAGUCGGGCUUUCAACCCAAGCAUGUCGAAGAGGCUCUGGACUACUGUGGCAGCAGAGAGGAGGCCGUGGAAUGGCUGCUGACGCACGUACCCGAAGACUCCCUGCCGGCAUGGAGUUUUCCACCAGGAUAUAGUGCCGGUGUCAGUUUGGUGAGCAGCGACCUGGCAAUGGACGCAAAAAUAAAGCGCUUGACGGAGGGUGGCUACCCGACCCAGGUUGCUAUCCAAGCCCUACGGGACAAUGACGGGAACGAAGGGCUGGCUUUAGAAGCGCUACAAAUGAAGCUUGUUUCCCUCACAUCAUCGGCUUUGGAGACUACUGCAUCAGCUGAGGACAUCUGGACCGAGGAAAUGACCACUUUAGAAGCCAUUCUUGACGACAGAUUCACCUUGGACAACCCAAAUCAAUGUUCGAUCAGAGCAGAUCCUAACUUGAACAUCCCUGCAAUAUUUCAGUUUCGCCGUCCGACGACUGGCUAUCCAAGUUCACGUCCACCUCUUAUACUAGUCAAGGCUCCUACGUUGCCAAGUUACGUUCGCUUGAGCAUUACGAAGAAGGCAGUUACCUACGCCCAGGAAAAUCUUCUUGGGGACCAAAUGAUAUUUAGUCUGUUGGAAUGGCUUGAGACAAACAUCCCAAGCAUCAUUGCAGACCCGGGCCGAUUGAGUGACCUGCAAAUCAUUGCUCCAUCGUUGAAAGCUCAAGCUACACUUACCGAGCCUCCAGACCAGGCUCCAGUUCCCCAGACGAGGACGAGGGAACGGAUACAACUCAGGGAUCAUAGGACAGAUAAAGCAAUCCUGGACGCCUGGACAACCCGACAACGUUCGGAAGCCCAAGAGGAAAUGAAUACAGGGCGGCGAUCUCUGCCAGCAUGGUCGAAGAAAGACGCAAUCAUCGAGGCAGUUAAGGGAGGUCAGGUGACACUCAUCACCGGCGAGACAGGGUCCGGAAAGAGUACUCAGGCGAUCCAGUUCAUCCUGGACGAUGCCAUCCAAAGUAUGAAGGGAUCUAAGGCCAACCUGAUUUGCACGCAGCCAAGGCGGGUUGCUGCGCUGUCUCUCUCGGACCGUGUAAGCUCAGAAAGGUGCUCGACCGAAGGCGACGAGGUUGGCUACAGUAUAAGAGGCGACUCCAAGGUGUCGUCAAGGACCAAAAUCACCUUUAUGACUACCGGAGUACUUCUUCGCCGACUGCAAAGCUCCACAAGCAUCAAGUCAGCGCUGGCCAAUAUCAGUCACAUCUUUGUGGAUGAGGUCCACGAGCGCUCCCUUGACACAGACUUCUUACUUGCUCUACUGCGAGACGCGAUCACGGCACUUCCACAGCUCAAAAUCGUGUUGAUGAGUGCAACGCUCAAUGCAGACACCUUCGCGCAAUAUUUCGGUGGCGAUAAUGUCGUGAACCGGGUGCAUAUCGAAGGCCGUACGUACCCAGUUCAGGACUAUUACCUCGACGAUGUGGUGCGGCUUGUGGGCAUAGGAUCUCAGCCGAGUACAUAUGACCCGGAGUCCUCUUCUCAGACUGAUGUUGGCAGAGCCAUCCAAAGCUUGGGGAUGGGCAUCAACUACCAGUUGAUUGCGUCUCUAGUACACGUCAUUGACGAGCAACUGGGCACCUCUACCACAGGAGGCAUUCUGAUCUUUAUGCCCGGAACAAUGGAGAUCGACCGCUGCCUCCGGCUGCUAAACGACUCUCCUAGGAUGCAUGGCCUUCCGCUUCACGCAUCGCUUACACCCGCGGAGCAGCGACUUGUGUUCCGGCCGGCUCCUCGGGGUAAGAGGAAAGUCGUCGUGGCGACCAACGUUGCCGAGACCUCGAUCACGAUCGAAGACAUCGUGGCGGUGAUCGACACGGGCAAAGUCAAGGAGACGCACUAUGAUCCGACGUCCAAUAUCGUGCGCCUUGAAGAGGUAUGGGCGUCCCAGGCGGCGUGCAAGCAGCGCCGCGGUCGAGCAGGCAGAGUGCAAGCAGGCAAAUGCUACAAAUUGUUCACCAAGAACGUCGAGGCCAACAUGGCACCGGCGGCGGCGCCCGAGAUGCACCGCACGCCGCUCGAACAACUUUGUCUCUCGGUCAAAGCGACCGGAUCGGAUCGCAACGUGGAGGCGUUCCUGGCCAGCACCAUCUCGCCGCCGGAUAGCCGUGCGGUGGCCACUGCAAUGAAAACACUGCGGCGGAUGGGUGCACUGGAGCUGGAAACCGACAGCCUCACCGGUUUGGGGACGUAUUUGGCCAUGAUCCCGGCCGAUCUCCGAUGCGCCAAGCUACUGGUAUAUGGCGUCCUGUUUGACUGUCUUGAACCUUGUCUGACUAUCGCCGCGAUUUUGACCACAAAGAGCCCUUUCGUCUCUCCACGGGAGAAACGCGACGAAGCGAAAGCAGCACGAGCAUCGUUCGGCGUCGCGGACGGAGACUUGUUGCUCGACUGUAUGGCUUUCGAACAGUGGAAAGAGAUGUUGAGUCUAGGCCAGAACUACCGGGACAUGCAGGACUGGUGUUCGGCGAGGUUCCUUUCGCAGCAGACCUUGCGCGACAUCGACUCGACGCGCCGCCAGCUGCUUGACUCAUUAAUCGAGACGGGCCUGUUGCCACCCGGCUACCGCGCCGAGUCGUCGUCGUCGCCACCCGGUCCGCAGACUCAAACUUACAACCGCAACAAACGCAAUACCAUGCUCCUCCGCGCCCUUAUCGCCGGCGCGUUGAAUCCACAGCUCGCGCGCAUUCAAAUGCCGGACAAGAAAUACAUUGCCUCAAUGACAGGCGCCAAGGAGCUCGACCCGGACGCCCGCACCAUCAAGUACUUCAACGAGGAGAACGGACGGGUAUUUGUGCAUCCGAGCAGUGUGCUCUUCGACGCUCAAAGCUUCUCUGGCGCCGCGGCGUUCGUGAGCUACUUUACCAAAAUGGAGACGAGCAAGACCUUCAUCCGAGACCUCACCCCUUUCAACGCCUAUGCGCUCUUGCUGUUCGGCGGGCCCGUCGAGGUGCAGACUUCGGGUGCAGGCGUCCUGGUCGAUGGCUGGUUGAAGCUGCGCGGCUGGGCUCGGAUAGGAGUCCUGGUCUCGCGGCUGCGUGCACUGCUGGAUGACGAGUUGACCAAGCGUAUUGAUUCGCCUGGCGCUGUCGGCGAUGACGGGGGAAUUUUGGAUAUCGUUAGGCAUCUUGUUGAAUUGAACGGGCAGGACAAGUAGACAAGUGGUCCGUCAUGGUAAGAUGGUAUGAUAUGCAUCUCAGAAGGCAUGCAGUCUCUUGUGAGACACGAUAUAUUCCCUUGGGCCCUAGGUUUGUACCUACCAGAAAUACAGAUUCUGAAACACCAUGCAUUCAUGAAAAACCACUAGAUAGCCGUACUCACCAACGGCCGAGCACCGCUCUGCGCUCGACUUCUGUACAACGAUGAAGGUCAAGUUGGCCGUCGAUAUUCCCUUGUUUCAAGUGCCAGCUUAUGCCAGCUUUGAGACGUGAUCAUAGAGCGGCACAGGCAGCCACAGCCCGUGGAGGCUGGCUGGCCCCCACGGCAAUUCGACAUCCCCCACUGUCAGGCUGACAGACCGAACCAGGUCCCCCCACUUCUGGGAUGCCCCCAGGAACUCGAGAGAUUCUCUUCAUAGCGAGAAGUGCAGCCUGACCCUUCUCGAAACAUAUCAUUACUGUGCUGUCA
This is a messenger RNA of Exophiala dermatitidis NIH/UT8656, 4691 nucleotides long. Its product is annotated as DEAD/DEAH box helicase. Gene Ontology annotation, molecular function: protein binding; ATP binding; RNA binding. Gene Ontology annotation, cellular component: intracellular anatomical structure. The transcript has a single exon. The record is from RefSeq and is a predicted model, not a curated record. NCBI's taxonomy places the organism in Eukaryota, Fungi, Ascomycota, Eurotiomycetes, Chaetothyriales, Herpotrichiellaceae. The coding region runs from base 169 to 4221 and encodes 1350 amino acids.